UCUCUUCAGUUGUAAAUAUAAGCAUGAGAUAGAUGGUUUUAUUUUUACUUAAAGUCGCGUAAAUGAACAAGGAACAUAUCUUGAUUACAUAAUAAUUUGUAAUGAAAUAUGUUAUUUCUAAUAAGAGGAUGCUCGUUUAAUAUUUACCAGUACUGUAGAAAUUUCAUAGCUAAAACUAAACUGGUCGAACCGUGUUAUCCAGCGUUCCUUAACCUCAACAAGAAAGUUAAUCUAUCUAUAUGUCAAUUAUUUUGUUCGAAAGCGACUUUACUUGUAACUAAUAAGCACGUUAGAAAAUAUUUAAAUCAUCUUACGGAUGCGUAUCAAAGUAGUGAUGAAAAACAAGGAAGUAUUUCUGAUAUUCUUAAAUUACACGAAAUUCCCCAGUUGUUGAAUGAGAAAAUUAAGAUAAUUGAGAAUAUAAAUGAUUUGAACGAUCUUGUACCUGAGAAUGAAGAAAUGAAAAAUCUUAUAAGAGAAGAAGAUUUAACAUAUAUACGACAGAUGUCACAGAUUGACGAGAAAAUUUUAGAUAUUAUUUUACAAAAAGUAGAUACUGAAAAUUAUGAUAAUGUUGUUAUGGAGAUAAUACCAGGUGUAGGUGGUCAGGAAGCUAUGUUGUUUGCUAGAGAUUUGUUAGUUAUGUAUGUAAAUUAUUUUGAUUAUUUAGGGUUUAGUUAUGAGACAUUGGAACAGCUUGAAAGUGACACAGGUGGGGUUAGGAGAGCUACUUUAUUAAUAACGGAUAACAAUGCCUUCAAGAAAUUAAAAUAUGAAAGUGGUGUACAUAGAGUACAAAGGAUUCCAACAACAGAGAAGUCUGGUCGUUUACAUACCAGUACAGCUGUUGUAACAAUCAUACCAGAACCCAAGGAUGUUGAUAUCAAGAUAGAUGAGAAAGAUUUGAUAAUAGAAUCAAAAAAAGCAUCUGGAGCUGGAGGCCAACAUGUAAAUACUACAGAUUCAGCAAUUAGAAUAACUCAUAUACCCACUGGUAAAAUUGUAACUUGCCAAACUAAUAGGUCUCAAAUAAAAAACAAAAAGUUAGCACUAACAAAACUAAAAACUAUAUUGUUUGAGGAACAAUUGGACCAACAGGUUUCCCUUAUUAAUAAAAUACGUAAGAAACAAAUGGGGUCGAGAUUGAGAAACGAGAAAAUCAGAACAUAUAACUUCAAUCAAGAUCGGAUUACGGAUCAUAGAAUAUCAAAUGGCACAAUGUACAAUUUAAGAGAAUUUAUGAAAAAUGGAGCAGAUCUGGAAAUACUGGAGGAUAGGCUCUACAAGGAUAUGCAACUGAGGACCACGCUGGAGAUUAUAGAGGAGAUGAUGAGUCAAUUCAAAUAACACUAGUCCAACAUUUGCCAUUUUGAUAAGAAAUGAUUUUCAUUUUACAUAGGCAAGCCAUUGUACAUAGCAAAUUGUAAUAAACUCUGUGUAAUACAAGUAA
Molecule: messenger RNA, 1450 nt
Organism: Bombus pyrosoma
Lineage: Eukaryota; Metazoa; Arthropoda; Insecta; Hymenoptera; Apidae
Gene: mRF1
Product: peptide chain release factor 1
Exons: 2
Coding region: 109-1347 (412 amino acids)
Biological process (GO): translational termination
Molecular function (GO): translation release factor activity
Source: RefSeq, a predicted model, not a curated record